UCGGCGACGAUCAUGUUUCAGUCCUGUAAAUAUGAGACAUAUUGAAAUAUUCUUCUUGUGUUUCCUAUCAACCAGUAACCUCACGGACUAAUGGGGCUUAUACUGCUGAGCCUGAUUCUCCGGUACUGGAUCAACACCGUGGAGGGGUCAUGUUCAGCUGGCAGCACUGUGACUUGUGACCAGUGUCUGCAGCUCAGUCCUCACUGUGCCUGGUGCACACAGGAGAAUUUCACAGACUGGUUUUCAGUCAGCGAAAGAUGUGGCACAUUGGAUAUCUUACUAGAGAAGGGAUGUGCCAGGGACCAGCUGGAGUUCCCUGUCUCCAAAGGCCAAAUCCUCCAGGAUCACCCACUCGGGAAGAAGAUGGGCAACACUAACAGCACUCAGAUCUCCCCACAGAAAAUGGCCCUCAAGCUGCGAGCUGGCAGUCAGGUGACUUUCCAGGUCAAGAUUCAACACACAGAGGACUAUCCUGUGGACAUGUACUACCUGAUGGACCUGUCAGCAUCCAUGAUCGAUGAUCUGGAGAUGAUCAAAGGCUUGGGCUCCUCUCUCUCCAAAGAGAUGGUUAACCUCACCAGUAAAUUUCGCAUGGGCUUUGGCUCUUUUGUUGAGAAACCCGUCCUGCCUUUCAUCAGGAUCACAGAGGAAGAGCUGGCCAACCCCUGCAGCAGUGUAGGUUCAAACUGCCUGCCAGCGUUCGGCUACAAACACGUCUUGUCUCUGACGAGCAGCACUGACAAGUUCAACGAGAUCAUCGCAAUGCAGCGCGUAUCUGCGAAUAUUGAUUUGCCAGAGUGUGGUUUUGACGCUGUCAUGCAGGCAGCUGUUUGUGGGGACAAGAUUGGCUGGAGGAAUGAUUCGAUGCGUUUGCUGGUGUUUGUCAGUGAUGCUGACUCACACUUUGGGAUGGACAGUAAAAUGGCUGGCAUCGUGAUUCCCAACGACGGGCAGUGUCACCUGGAUGUCAACAACGAAUACGCCAUGUCCACAGUGCAGGAGUAUCCAACUCUUGGUCAGCUGAUUGAUAAGGUGGUGGAAAACAAUAUCUUACUGAUAUUUGCUGUGACAGAAGAACAGAAACACAACUAUAAGAAAUAUGCAAAUCUCAUACCUGGCGCCACAGUUGGAGUCCUGGCGACAGACUCGCGAAACAUCCUGGAACUGAUAGUAACAGCAUACAAAGAGCUGCGUUCAGAGAUCGAACUGGAGGUCCUGGGAGACACAGAGGAGCUGCAGAUGUCCUUCACAGCCAUUUGUCCAAAUGGGACUGUCCACCCUAACCUAAAACACUGCUCCAACAUCAAACCAGGACAGAUGGUAGUGUUCAAUGUGUCUGUCGAGCUAUCAGGAUGCCUGUCGGGAGUUCGGCACUUCUCCCUCAAACCGGUGGGCUUACAGGACAGUUUGGAGGUGGAACUGGAGUCUCUUUGCUCGUGUGACUGCCCGCAGCUGCCUGAAGCAAACAGCAGCCAGUGCACCGAGGGCCAAGGGGCUUUCCAGUGCGGCGUGUGCGUAUGUCAGCCGGGGUUCCUGGGAGCACACUGCGAAUGCAAUGAGGAGAGCGCUUUGUUGAGUAAAUGCCUCGCAAACAAUGAGUCUGAGAUAUGCAGUGGGCAAGGGCAGUGCUAUUGUGGACAGUGUGUGUGUCAUCCAUCCAGCUUUGGCCGCAUCUACGGGCCUUACUGCGAGUGUGACAAUUACUCCUGUGUUCGUUUCCGCGGGGAGCUCUGUGGAGGCCACGGAGUGUGUGACUGCGGCAAGUGUCACUGUCAAAGUGGUUGGACAGGGGAGUAUUGUAACUGCAGCACCAGCACAGAAGCGUGCAUGUCGGAGGAGGGCACACUCUGCAGCGGCAGGGGGACAUGUGAGUGCGGCCACUGUGUCUGCUCUGUGUCUGGGGCAUCUGGGGACAAGUGUGAAAAGUGCCCAACAUGCGGGGAUGCCUGCAGCUCUGCAAGGACCUGUGUGGAGUGCCAUCUCCAAGAUAAGGGUGAUGCUGAGUUUUGUGAAGAAAGGUGCAGCGUUCCGAAAAUUUCCAUCAACACAACAGCAGAUUAUAACAAGAGCCCUUCUAUGCCGUGCACGCUGAUGACGGAGAAUGAGUGCUGGAUCUCCUUUAAUGUGGUAGGAGGUGAGACAGGGACCACUGCCUACAAUCUCCAGAUGUACGGUUGCCCAGAGCCUCCUAACAUCCCUAUGAUUAUUCUGGGAGUCUCCCUCUCCAUAGUGUGUAUCGGCCUCAUCCUGCUGGGCGUGUGGAAGGUGCUGGUGUCGGUCCACGACCGUAAAGAGGUGGCCAAGUUUGAGGAUGAGAGGGCAAAGGCAAAAUGGCAGACGGGCACCAACCCUUUGUUCAGAAGCUCAACAUCUACUUUCAAAAAUGUAACUUAUAAGAGCACAGAGAGAGAAAAGAUUAUUACAGUGGAUCACUACUGAUGAAAAACUGGAGGCAAUGCAAACCAACAUCUGAGUGCACUUAAGUGUGUGUGUGUGUGUGUGUGUGUGUG
Seriola dumerili (greater amberjack) is the source of this 2510-nucleotide messenger RNA. RefSeq names its product integrin subunit beta 6 (gene itgb6). Gene Ontology annotation, cellular component: cell surface; focal adhesion; integrin alphav-beta6 complex. The record is from RefSeq and is a predicted model, not a curated record. Gene Ontology annotation, molecular function: integrin binding. The transcript is spliced from 15 exons. Lineage: Eukaryota; Metazoa; Chordata; Actinopteri; Carangiformes; Carangidae. Gene Ontology annotation, biological process: cell migration; cell adhesion mediated by integrin; cell-matrix adhesion. The coding region runs from base 91 to 2439 and encodes 782 amino acids.